UUUCAAAGAAUGUAUAAAAUGCAACCAUUUAGAUUAUUUAAAAAUAUUGUGGUGCUGCACAAUAAGUUAAUCACUUCACAUACUUGUUUUACAUUUAGUUGAGUUACAGCGUUGAGCUUUAUCAACAUGUUUCCCAGCAAGGUCUUAGAUUCGCUAUAUAGGUGAUUACCGUCUGUUUAAUACCAGGAGAGAUAUUAAGAGCGUCAGCAAUGUUCUUGAAAAUACUCUGGAUUUUUUUUAAAGUGUGUACGACGAGCGACAGAUAAGCGGUCCCAAGGCUUUUGGAGUAAAGGGAUGAAGUUAGACCUCCCAUAAUCCGGUCGGAUGCACCGUGCGAAUGAAACGGACAUUUCCCCACUGGUGUCCCCAACGCCCAGCUCCGCCUCCGGGCUACUGGUGACAAUUGAGUUUCUUGAUCCAGCUAAUACUUUUAAAGAGGAUCAAUUACUUGCGAGGUGCUAGAAUUAACUUUAACUUAGAGACGGAAAUUUCUUGGAGCCCGUAAAACUAUGUGAAACGCAAGACAAUGGCUUGGCUUGUACUGUUGCUGCUUUGGGUGCUUCGAGAUCUCGUUUUCAGCGCUAACUGCCCCAAGCUCUGCAGCUGCAGAACGGAUAAUCGUAUCAUUUGCCAGGAGAGCAAAGUCAAUCGUAUUCCAAACGAUUUUCCCGGAAGCGUCAGCGCGCUGACUUUUAAAUACACCAGUCUGAACAGAAUUCCAAGUGGAGCUUUCUCUGGACUCAACAACUUAUCAAGCAUCUGGAUGUUACAGAAUGAAGCUUUGGAGAAUAUUGAAAAAAAUACUUUUGUCAAUCUACCAAAUCUUAUUGAAAUAAUAAUUGAUAAAGCAAAACUGCUUGUGCAAAUCGAUCGAGGAGCAUUUGGAAAUCUUCCGCAGUUAAGAUAUAUGACCAUCACCAACACUGGAAUUAGGUAUUUCCCUGAUAUCAAAAACAUACAUUCUGAAGACUUUAUCCUUCUCGAAUUCCGAGACAAUAUAAACAUGCACAUCAUUCCAUCUAACGCUUUCCAAGGAUUAAGCUCUGGUACAUUAAAUAUAAAGCUGAUUAACAAUGACCUGAGAGAAGUACAGAGUCAUGCAUUCAAUGGAACAGAUUUAGAUCAGCUCAGCCUGGCAGGUAAUCAAAAUCUACAGAAAUUGCACGAUGAUGUUUUCAUGGGGGCAACGGGUCCAUCUGUUCUGGAUAUUUCAAGAACAAGCAUCAGUAUGCUUCCAGUUCAUGGCUUGAAGUCUGUUAAGAAGCUCAUAGCUCAGGCAACUUACAACUUGAAAAAGUUGCCACCUCUGGAUAACUUUGUGAAACUAAGAGAGGCAAGCAUGACAUACCCAAGCCACUGCUGUGCUUUUGAAAAUGAAAAUGCUAAGAAACAAAAAGACAUACAAUGGUCUGCAGUUUGUAACAAGCUCUAUAGCAACAUCAGCUCCCCAAGGGAAUUUGAGAUUAGCUCCUUGCAUACAAAGAGAUCUUUGCAGAUUAACUCAUCAUUACCUCAACAAUAUGCCUUUCUUGAAAAUGAGGCAUGGUUUGACGUAAAUGAAGAUGAACCCUUUUUUGACUAUGGUUUCUGCACAAAUGUGGUAGAUGUGAUCUGUUAUCCCAAGGCAGAUGAAUUCAAUCCAUGUGAAGACAUUGUGGGAAAAGACAUUCUAAGGGUCAUGAUAUGGCUAAUGAAUAUUCUCGCUAUUGUAGGGAAUGUUGUUGUUCUCAUAGUAUUAUUAACCAGUCGAUAUAAACUUACAGUCCCACGAUUUCUUAUGUGUAAUCUGGCCUUUGCUGACUUUUGCAUGGGUCUCUAUUUGUUACUUAUUGCUUCUGUAGAUAUCAGAACAAAAGGUCAGUACUAUAACUAUGCUAUAGACUGGCAGACUGGUGCUGGAUGUGCAUCUGCAGGUUUCUUCACUAUCUUUGCCAGCGAACUCUCAGUGUACACACUGACUGCAAUCACCCUGGAAAGAUGGCACACAAUAACUUAUGCCAUGCAGUUGGACAGGAAGCUCCGCUUGAGACAUGCUAUUGUGAUUAUGAUUGGUGGUUGGAUAUUUUCAUUCACCGUUGCAGUGUUACCUCUCAUUGGAAUCAGUAAUUAUAGGAAGGUUAGCAUUUGCCUCCCUAUGGACAUCAAUUCACAAGUCGCUCAAGCUUAUAUUAUUUUCAUUUUGAUUUUAAAUGUUGUUGCAUUUUUAGUUAUUUGUUUUUGCUACAUUAGAAUCUACUUAACCGUUCGAAACCCCAACUUUGUUUCUACAAAUAGUGACACAAAAAUUGCCAAGCGCAUGGCUGUUUUAAUCUUUACAGAUUUCAUUUGCAUGUCACCAAUAUCUUUCUUUGCUAUUUCAGCAGCUCUGAAAGUUCCUUUUAUCACAGUGUCUAAUUCCAAGAUUCUCCUAGUUCUGUUUUACCCAAUCAACUCUUGCGCCAAUCCCUUCCUGUAUGCAAUUUUCACAAAGACAUUUCGUCGAGAUUUCUAUAUUCUUUUAAGUAGGUUUGGCUGCUGUGAAAUGAAAGCACAGCUCUACAAAACAGAAACAACAUCAUCAAUUCACAAUUCCAAUGUAAGAAAUGGUGCAUUGGCCACUGCAUCACAGUUCGGUCAAGGAAUGGCUUACACAGAGCUUCUGGUAGCCAAUAAUCGACGACAGCAUGAAGCUCAAUCUCAGUUCUUAAGAAAUUAGGGAGAACUCAUAAUUAUUUAAUGGAAAAUGUGCCUCCCUAAUAUGAAUGCAUUUUGUUAGCCUAUAAGUAAUACAGUUUCUGAAGCAUUAUCUUCAGGAUAAAAUAUCAUUUUUUAAAUUUAUCAUAUGUACCAAGAAAACAAAAUUUGUUUAAUAAGUUUUUAAUACAUCUUUGCAACUGAGCAUUCACCACUAAUUUGUGGCAAAAUUUACAGGGAUGAACUGUGGUUAUACAAUAUGGAAUUAGCACUAGCUAAUUGAUGGCUUCCAAUCGUCUUGAGAUUUCUAAUUGAUUCAAGUAAUCUUCAAAUUCCCUUUUGUGCAAAAAGGCCAUAAAUACACUUGAGUUACUUUCUCAAUUCGAAAUCUGCUGGAGUUUACCAGAUUUCAUUUUUAUUUAUGCUGUCUUAAUGUAAGAUUGUGAAGUUAUUGUACUCUAAAUACAUUGAAAAAUGCUCCUUAAUAUUAACUGGCUUAUCAGUUCCAGAGUUUGAAUGUUUAAAACUCUUGCUUCAGAAAGAUCUUUUGCAAUGGAAUCAUUUAAGCAAGGCAGUAUAUUCUCAUGUGUGAUGACAUAAUAAUCAAUCAACACUGAAUAUAGGAUCCUUGUUUUAAAAUGAAGUUUGUAAUCACCUAGUCAAUGUUGAGUUCUGUUGUAUAAAUCUCAGUGAAAACUUCUAUUAUUAGGAAUGUGGGUGUUACCUUUUGCUUUAGGAUUUCUGCUGAGGAAGAAAAAAUAUCAGAAAGGAUGCUUGCUCCUGAUUCUAAUCUCAUAAAUAAGAUAAGAUUGUAAUCAAGAGUAAUUUGAAAGAAUAUAGUUAGACUCCAGUAAUCUCCUGGUUUAUAUUCAGAAGUAGAAAGGAAUAAGAUAGAAGAUAAAUGCGAAUUUCAUCAGCAGGUUUUUAAUUUAAGUUAUAGAAUAAGAUUUGCUUUUUAUAUUGUUGCAAAAGCACAUGACUUAAUAGUUGAAAAGAUUGAGAUUUUUUUUAUGGAUUACACACGUACCAUGGAUAUCUGUGCUGAUAAUAAACAACUACAUUGUCUUUGAGAAUGUCAGUGUAAAUAUUAUACUUGGGAAUUUAUAAUGCAGUGCAGCAGAUGGGGGAAGUUGUGCAAAAUCACAGAGUUAACAUAUCUGAGUCAUGUAUCCAUUCCUUUUUACAGAGGCUCAGUGUGAAGCAGUUAAAUACUAGAGCAUUCCAACACUAUAUUACACUUCUAUUACUUUUUAAUAUUUAUUACUUAUUGUAAAGGACCGCUAAAGAGCAUUAGAUAUUAUAUUGCACACUGUGGGCCAUUUAAUCCUGUUACCAUUACUCGACCUCAUGCUUUCCUUGAAUUUCAAAUCUCUUUACCUCCUUAAGCUUUCUCUUUCUCUAACAGUCUUAAAGUUUCAAAUUCCAUUCACAUCAGCUGAUUAUUUCUGCAUCUUAAUCUAUUUAUUGGAAAUAACCUUUAUUCUGAAUUCCACUUUUUGAAGUGUUAAUAAUUCUGCAUCGAAAAGUGAAUUAUCCAGGAAAACAAGAAAGAAAUUAUCCAGAAAAUAAAUAAUCAAAACAGAUUUCAUCCUCAUUGUUGAUAGCAAACAGGAAGCAAGUCAUCAUAGCUUCUUUUUUUACCCAAAGAAUCAAGUUAAGUCCUCAGCAAGCUUAGUUGCUAAGGAGAUACUCACAGCUGUCCUGAUCUACUUAAACUAAGAUUUAGAUCUGAUAACCUGCCUCUACUGGACUGGAUGAUGCCAGCCAUAAAGAGAGAAAAGUAGCUAACCCCUGUUUUUCUAAUCUUGCCAACUCUGUAGCUUCCCUGUCAUGAUUAUUAUUCAGGGAUGGUUUUGCACAUGGAUAAUUAUCACUGAGAAGUGGAUUGCCCACAGUGCUCUUUCCAUUUUGUUGAAUCUAUCUACAGGAAAGCUCACUAUUAUGUUUUUAUUUCCCUAGUUUCAUUUAGUUAUGUGUCACCAGGGCAGUUAUCCAAAAAUAAUUUGCAGUACAGUCUGAAGCAAUGGAUCUAAAGGUGAAUAAGAGGCAGUUAGAUUUCUAGCAGUUGGUCUGAUGUUGUCGUGAUUACUGUCCACCAGGUUUCCUGCUGCUGUUGAAGGUAUUGUGCGGUUAAAAAUAAAUGACUUUCCUCAGCAGGUUACAAAAGAAUGGCUAUGCUUUCAAAAACAAUUGUAUACUGUGAGGUGUACUUACUUGAGAUUUUUUUCUGACAUUUAAUACUGAAUAACUCAAAGAAUAAAGAUAAAACUGUUUAAACCUAACAAUGAGAAAGAUCAAUAUUAUUUUUAAAAACCGUACUUUGUGUAAGAAUAAAGUGCAUAAGCAGGAAUAUCAUUUAUCCUCUUCUAUUAAGUACUCCAGCAAUAACAUAGGGCUGCCUCAAAGAUUAAAAUAUACAAUAUCUAUUUGUUAUAUCUUAUUUAACAGGAUACUGAUUAAUCUGUAUAAUUCCCUUUCAUCAAGUACCUCACAGAACUUGCUAACCCUGAUGAGAAUACUUAUGUUAGUGACUUGGACUGGUGAGCUUGCAGGAAUUUGACCGCUGCGUUUUAUCAAGAAUACUUUUUAUGUUAGGAGAACAAAUGCACACUUAAAAAUACUAAGAACAUGAUCAGGUAACUUAAAUAGAUCUAAAGUUAAACUUUGCUAUGUUACACUCAACAAUGGUAAAAUCAAGAUUGUUCACAAAUAUCCAUUUGUUAUUUGAUUAUGUACUUUACAAUAGUCUAGCAUGUCCUACUCGGACAAAUUUAUCCCAAAAAUUGUCUUUAUCAUUUCCAAAUCUACUUUCAUGAUACUGAAUAAAUGAUGGUGACCUAAAAGGGACUGUAUUAGUUAAAUUAAUCAAUGUCAAAACUGAGAUGGAUCUAAAUCAUUAGAUUCCUGUGUAGUGAUAAUUAGCAAACAUUUUAUACGAUUUCUCUUGAACAGAAUUUGUAAUCCCAUAGUAGCAUUCACAUUGAUUGACACCCGAUGCUUUGCAUUACAUUACCAUGAUAAGUAUAAAGGUUUGAUAAGCAAUAUAUAAAAAAGCAACUUGUUGAGUUGCCCAGAAACCUCAAAACAUCCUCUUACAAAGACUAACAGAUCAGAACACCAUAAAUGAGUUGAUAACAAUUUUGUUGUGUUACAGAUGCCCAAAGGAGUUUUCUUUUCCUCAGAAUGGACAAUGUAUUCAAAGCUGUAGUUUAACUUUGCUUAAGCACAUACAAGGUCAAGGAAUUUAUUGAAAAUGAGUGCUGACUUGAUCAGCUUCAUGGUGUCAACAAAACUAGUUAUAGUUAAUGAUUUGGUUGUGUUAAUGAUUAUGAUGAGCAGUGACAAAGUCUUUAUGACACUUUUGUUUAGAGGACCGUGAAUUUGCUGGACUAUUUAUUACCCAUCUAUCACAUUUGUAAUCAUGCUACUGCAUCAUUGCUUUCAACUUGCCAUUGAACUAUCAUUCAGUAAAAUGAAAGCAUUUUGAAAGCAAUUAAACUGGAAACCAACAUAAGAAAUUGUGCAAAAGUUAAAAAGAAAGUUAAUGAACAUCUAUGUAAAUAUUCUGAAUGCUUUGUAAUGUUAGUGUUAUGUUGAAUGCCUUUCUCUGUGUUUGAA
Molecule: messenger RNA, 6291 nt
Organism: Mobula hypostoma (lesser devil ray)
Lineage: Eukaryota; Metazoa; Chordata; Chondrichthyes; Myliobatiformes; Myliobatidae
Gene: fshr
Product: follicle stimulating hormone receptor
Exons: 10
Coding region: 527-2695 (722 amino acids)
Biological process (GO): adenylate cyclase-activating G protein-coupled receptor signaling pathway; activation of adenylate cyclase activity; follicle-stimulating hormone signaling pathway
Cellular component (GO): plasma membrane
Molecular function (GO): G protein-coupled peptide receptor activity; follicle-stimulating hormone receptor activity
Source: RefSeq, a predicted model, not a curated record